Cokeromyces recurvatus is the source of this 1092-nucleotide messenger RNA. RefSeq lists its product as uncharacterized. The coding region runs from base 6 to 968 and encodes 320 amino acids. Gene Ontology annotation, cellular component: oligosaccharyltransferase complex. The record is from RefSeq and is a predicted model, not a curated record. NCBI's taxonomy places the organism in Eukaryota, Fungi, Mucoromycota, Mucoromycetes, Mucorales, Mucoraceae. The transcript has 6 exons.
CUGAAAUGAAAACGCCUAUUUCUUUCAUCUUAACAUUCGUUCUUUUUAUUAGUAUUACUUUAGCAAAACUAGAUCCUAAAAAAGAAAAGCUUAUAUCACUUGCUGAAAGUGGUAAUGGUAUUGUCAAUUUGAAUUCCAAUACUUAUGAUAGAUUUACCGAAGGAAAGCGUGAUUAUGGACUAGUUGUUUUAUUAACAGCUCUCGAUUCUCAAUUUAAUUGUGUACCUUGUCGUGAAUUUGAUCCUGAAUUUGCUUUAGUUGCAAAAGGCUUUCAAAAAAAUAAAAAUAGUAAUAAUCUCUUUUUUGGACAUUUGGAUUUCAAAGAUGGACAAGCUAUUUUCCAAAAACUCAAGAUUAUGUCCGCACCUAAUGUAUUCUAUUUCCCUCCUCAAAAAGCUGGAGAACGUAAAGAAUAUGUUAAAUAUGACUUGGGGAGAAGUGGAUUUUCUGCAGAAAAUUUUGCUCAAUUUUUAAGUCAGGAGUCUGGUCUUAGAGUUACAGUUUCUCGACCUGUCAAUUACUUUAAACUUGUUACUAAGAUCUUCUUGGCUAUUGGAGCUGCUGCUGCUCUUAAACUUAUGUAUCGUCAUUUCACUUUUAUUAUAUGUCAUAGAAAUACAUGGGCUGCUAUCUCCAUUUUGGUCAUCUUGGUUAUGACCUCAGGAUAUAUGUGGAAUAAGAUUCGUUCACCACCCUAUUUGAUGCCUGGUAGAAACGGUGAAAUUAAUUACAUUGCAUCAGGUUUUUCUUCUCAAUUUGGUGUUGAGCCUCAGAUUGUAGCCAGCAUUUAUGGGAUCCUUGCCUUUUCAAUGGUUGCUUUAAUCAAGUCAGUCCCUCAAAUUGAAGAUCAAAAAAUUCAACGUAUCAGUGCCUAUAUUUGGAUGGCUUGCUUUAUUUUCAUAUUUAGUGCUUUAUUCGCACUUUUUAGAGUUAAGAAUGGUGGCUAUCCAUUCAAGCUUCUCAUUUAAAAAUAUUAAAAAAAAACUAUUACUUUAUUUCUUCUAUAUUUGUAUAUAUAUUCUUUUAAAAAGGGUAUUUUACAUGAUGUAUAAAAUUCAUUUUACUACUCUUUUUUUUUUUUUUUUUUUUUUU